Molecule: messenger RNA, 786 nt
Organism: Sphenostylis stenocarpa
Lineage: Eukaryota; Viridiplantae; Streptophyta; Magnoliopsida; Fabales; Fabaceae
Source: the annotation of a GenBank genome assembly
AUGGAUGAAGAAAAUGGUUACAGUGGGAGUAGCAGCUCGAACUUGGAGACUUCGAAGGCUGAGAGAUCUGUGUGGUUGAUGAAAUGCCCUUUGGUGGUGGCCAAGUCAUGGCAGACUCAUCCUCCUUCCCAACCUCUCGCUAAGGUCGUGCUCUCCCUCGAUCCCCUCCACCCUGAGGAUGAUCCCUCUGCAGUGCAGUUUACAAUGGAGAUGGCUGGCUCUGAAGCUGUAAAUAUGCCAAAAACUUAUUCAUUGAAUAUGUUUAAAGACUUUGUUCCUAUGUGUGUCUUCUCUGAGACUAGCCAAGGUGGCAAGGUUGCAAUGGAAGGGAAAGUAGAACAUAAGUUUGAUAUGAAGCCCCACGGUGAAAACAUUGAAGAGUAUGGUAAAUUGUGCCGGGAGAGGACAAACAGAUCCAUGAUUAAAAAUCGACAAAUACAGGUUAUUGAUAAUGAUCGUGGAGUUCUAAUGAGGCCAAUGCCCGGAAUGAUUGGUCUAGUUUCAUCCAACUCCAAGGACAAGAAGAAGACACAGCCAGUUAAACAAUCUGAUACAAAGAGAACAAGAAGAGAUCGGGGAGAGCUGGAGGAUAUAAUGUUCAAGCUAUUUGAAAGGCAGCCUAAUUGGGCCCUCAAACAGCUUGUCCAAGAGACUGAUCAACCUGCUCAAUUCUUGAAAGAGAUUCUGAAUGAACUGUGUGUUUACAAUAAAAGAGGUGCCAAUCAAGGAACUUAUGAGCUGAAGCCUGAGUACAAGAAAUCUGUUGAAGAUACAAACGCUGAAUGA